AUGGGCUGCCUGGCGCCUUCGACGAAUUCGGCGGCAGGUGGGCCCCAGGCCCUGAAAGAUUUCUUUGCCGCUCUCUUCUUCGACACGGUGCCGGCGGCCCUGCAGCGUCUGAACCUGGAAGGAGAGCGCCGAUCCAUGGCGUGCGUCAGGUCGCUGACCUACGACCAGGAUGGAAAGCUGAUGCGACGGCCUGCAGAUGGUGGAUUGAUUCCGGUGCGCGCAGCUCCUGUGGAGCAGUACCUGAAGGCCACCUCCACGAACCCACCGAGGACCUGGAUCUCCGGCCUCGCCGAGUCCCUGCGCCAGCGCGGCGCCGCGGAGCUCGUGCAAGCGGCGCAGGACUGGUACCUGGCGGCUGUGAGCCAUUUGCUCGCGGAUCCCAAGAGCGCCGACGAUGACGGCGACUACUUCCUGGCCUGGCUUCGGGAGUGCUGCCGCGAGGUCUACGAUGACGUUGACAGGAAUGAUCCCAAAGAGCUUCGCACCAUGAAGAAAGUGAGGAGUGUGAAGAACAAGAGCAAGCGCCACAACCUCGGCGACAUCCACAUCCCGAGCAUGGAGGAAGCCUUCCGAGAGCUUGCCGAGUUCGAGCCGCAGUCAGGCAGCAGCCGCAGGCAGCGUGUGUUGGCGAAGAUCGUGAUCGAUGCUUUCCAGCUGCGACUGGUGGACUUGGCAGCAAUUCUCCGGGUUGCUGACUGCGUGCUUUCGGCCAAAGAGGAUGAGGAGGUGGUGGUGGUUCUGUAUGCUGGAGGUGCCCACGCGCACUGCGUGGAGGAGUUCUGGCGUGCCCAAUCCUUCACCAGUGACGACUUGCCCAAGAGGGGACAAACCGCUAAUCUCAGAGAAAUCGCUGAUCCGCGUGCUCAAGACGUUGGUUUUUCAACAGUACUUGUCACGACCCUUGCAUGCACACCAGAACUCCAGCCCCUCUCUAUACUCCCAAAAAAAACCCACGAAGGGCAUCCGGUACAAACGGCACGUCUCGGAGAAGCCCGAACCCACGCUGAGGUGGGGAAGGACGACUGGGAUGACGACGAGCCUCGGGGGCUCGUGCUGCCCAAGUAUCUGUACCUUGGCGUUUUUGCUCUUAGAGGGAUGGGUUUUGCAUGGGACUUUUUCGCAAACCGCAGCAAGCACCGACACCCCACAAACUAA
Messenger RNA from Symbiodinium sp. CCMP2592, 1155 nucleotides. NCBI's taxonomy places the organism in Eukaryota, Dinophyceae, Suessiales, Symbiodiniaceae. The record is from the annotation of a GenBank genome assembly.